UUUGGGUUCAUACACCACAAACAUAGUAUGCGUUGCCACUUUUACAUUUGUUUUUUUAAUAUCAUUCUUUCCGAGUUCUCAUAAGUUUAAUUCAUAAUAGAGAGAAAUCGAGUUUUUGUGUGUCGAUUUAUUUAGUUUCAAUCAAUUUGCAAAUGAAUGCAUUGUUACCAAACCAACGUUUUAUUGUGUAGAAUUUUUGAUGUGAGUCAUAGUGUGCUGAAAAAAUAUGAGUUCAAUUUCAUUAUAUUUAUUGGCCUUUUAUGUGUGUUUGAUUUCGUAUUCGGAAGCAUGGAUGUAUUCUCCCAAAUUCGUUAAAUAUGGCGUGAACGGUGAGUUUCGAAUUAUUGGCGGUAAACCGGCUGACAAAGGGGAGUUUCGAGCACAGGUAUCGCUACAAAAUCGAUUUUUUGCGCACAUUUGUGCAGGCGUCAUCAUAGAUCCAGUUCACAUUGUUACCGCUGCACACUGCCAUCAACCGCAAAAGCGAAUUGGUUAUGUGAUGGGAGAUGAUCUAAUGGUUACGUUCAAUGGAUCGGAAACGCGGCAACGACGAAAAGUCAUGCAUUUCGUGCCACAUCCAGAAUUUUCGAGAGACACAUUCCAAAAUGAUAUCGCCGUUAUAAGAGUAGACAAUCCAUUCAAUGUUACAAAAACGUUUGGUCCAAAGCGCCGUUCAGAAGCAACACCAACAAUUGAAACACGUUGUACAGUCGUCGGAUGGGGGUAUACCACAAAUGGCCAAGAUGGUGACAUUUCAUACAAUCUACUGAAAACGGAUGUUUUUGUUGCUGACAUCAACUAUUGUAAUAGCUCAGAUUCGUAUGAAGGUGCCAUGAAACCAGGCAUGUUUUGUGCGGGAAGACUGCGUGAAGGUGGUCAUGAUGCAUGUCUGGGUGAUUCGGGCGGUUUAAUAACAUGCGGUGGAUUGCAAGAAAUAUCCGGCGUCGUUUCGUUUGGGAAUGAAUGCGGUUUGCCCGAAUUUCCAGGCAUCUACGCUGACGUCUCAAUGUACAAUGCUUGGAUCGAUGAAAUUGUAGCAACAAAAGUUUUGCCAGAAUAUGAAUUUUCACCAUUUCCAAAGCCAUAUGCAAUCAGCCAGCCUGAUGAAGAUGAUAGUUAUGGUUACAGUUACUCUGAAGUAACGAGCAGCUCUGCGACAUUAGCAUUGAUAUCUGUGUUUUUAGCCAUUAGAUCAGUUUUGAAUGUUAAUUUAUAAAUGUUUUGAUAGAAUGAAAAAUUGAAAGAGAGAAACAUAAAUGAGACACAUUUGUAACAAAUUUUUUGUAUUUAUUCAUCGAAUAAGAUAUAG
Messenger RNA from Contarinia nasturtii (swede midge), 1309 nucleotides. Its product is annotated as trypsin-2-like. The transcript is spliced from 9 exons. Gene Ontology annotation, molecular function: serine-type endopeptidase activity. Gene Ontology annotation, biological process: proteolysis. Lineage: Eukaryota; Metazoa; Arthropoda; Insecta; Diptera; Cecidomyiidae. The record is from RefSeq and is a predicted model, not a curated record. Bases 227 to 1216 code for a protein of 329 amino acids.